AUGUCGAAUGGAAAAACACCGGACAAAGGUAAAAGCUACCAGUCAGGAGAUGAAGAUUUUGAGUUCUCCUCAGAGGGAGACAGGGCCUCUGGCUACAACGCAUCUGGAGAUUCAUUCCCCAUGAGGGUCACCUACAGAGCAGGAGCUGGAAUCGAGAACCCGGCCUUCAUGCCGGACAUAGACUCCAUGUCCACGGUGCAGAUCCCCCCGUGGCUGGCGGAGGCCGAGCACGACAGCAGCACGGUGGCCCCUUCGCAGAGAGCCCAGGUGAGGCUGCCGUGGACCCCCAGCAACCUGCGGCGCCUGGCUCCUCUUCGCACCAGCAGCCGCUCCACUGACUCCUUCAUGCUUGCCGACACUCCUGUCAGACAGCAGAUGGACAACCUGCCGCCACCUCCACCUCCGCCUCCUUAUGAAGAAGACGAUGUCCAAAUGUAGCAGCGUCCUGACCCCCUCCUCUUCUCCUGCCAAAGACACAAUCUAACCUCAGACUUUGCACCUUCUACUCUCAAACAAUUGACUAGGGAAUGUUUUCUUUUCUGUGUCAAUCGUUUAAUCUUCACUUUCACAAUCCCAUGACCUCUGUGCUCCGCUCUUGUUGCUCUAACGUCACCCUUCGCUGAGCAGAGGGAAGCUGCAGGUGAAGCGAGGGAGCCUGUGUGCACGGUGGCAUGUUGUUGAACAGUCACGUUGUAUUUUAAUAUCAUAAAUCAGUCCUUAAGAAAAACUGUUAAAACUGAACGUGAUGCAAAAACCUUUAUCAAGCACUGUAGAUAUUUAUACAUUAUGUUGUUUAUACACUUCAUUCAAAUGGGGUUUUAAUUAGAUAUAAAAUCAGUUUUAACUCUAUAAUCUGAAUGUUUUUUGUGUGUUUCCUCGUGCUUCUCAGAACAGAACUCGAAUAUUAAACUUGAAGAAAGAGACCAAUGUAAAAAUGUGACUUAUAUGAUAAAGAUAUAUAUAUAUUUAUUCACAAAAGUUCCAGUUUGUAACGUGUCCUAAAUCUCAAAUCUGUGCAGGUGUCAACAUUUUAUGUACUUUAAACCGACCAGGCAUUGUAAUCAUGGAUUUAGCAAUAAAAAAAUAAAGUCAAUAUGUGACCAUGAAAUCAGUUUGAUUGCAGCUGAUAAAACAAUUAAAUUGCAUUGAUUUAUUUCUUAAUCUCCUAAUGAGUAGUAGCCUUAAUAUAGACCAGGAGAGAAACUGGGUUGACAUUGAAUUAAAUCUUUAAAUAGAUCACUUUUUCCACUCGUAUAUAUUUGGUUUGAUAUCCAUCCACCCAUUAUCUAUACUGCUUAACCUUAUAUGGCAAAUAGUUUCUGAUCGAGUUAGCCUUUUGAAAGAAACUGGGAUUGUAAACGAA
Paralichthys olivaceus (Japanese flounder) is the source of this 1363-nucleotide messenger RNA. The record is from RefSeq and is a predicted model, not a curated record. NCBI's taxonomy places the organism in Eukaryota, Metazoa, Chordata, Actinopteri, Pleuronectiformes, Paralichthyidae.